Messenger RNA from Raphanus sativus (radish), 1480 nucleotides. RefSeq names its product nuclear transcription factor Y subunit A-1. NCBI's taxonomy places the organism in Eukaryota, Viridiplantae, Streptophyta, Magnoliopsida, Brassicales, Brassicaceae. Gene Ontology annotation, biological process: regulation of transcription by RNA polymerase II. Gene Ontology annotation, molecular function: DNA-binding transcription factor activity, RNA polymerase II-specific; RNA polymerase II cis-regulatory region sequence-specific DNA binding. The record is from RefSeq and is a predicted model, not a curated record. The coding region runs from base 349 to 1155 and encodes 268 amino acids. The transcript is spliced from 6 exons. Gene Ontology annotation, cellular component: CCAAT-binding factor complex.
CGAAAUCACAUUCCUAAGUUUCAAAACGCAAUACAAUUCUGGAGAAGAAAAAAAAAAUCCCCCAAAAGGAAAAAAAAAGGACUAGGGUUAUCUUCUAGCCCAAUCCUAUUCGUCUUCAACGAGUUUUCAGUUACUGUCGGCUGUCGGGUGUUCCGAAAAUCAAUUCACCAAACCAAGCUCUUCUCUUGUUCUGUCUAAAUUCCGAUUCUUUUUUUUUGUUUUCCAAAUGAGCUUCCGCUAAUCGUGAUCGAUUACGUAACCUCACCUCAGGUUUUUUUUUUUAAACUUCAACAAAAGUCAUCAUCCUACAAAGACGAUUGCUAAGCUUUAACUUCAUCAUCAUCUGAGAUGCAAUCGAAAUCGGGAGAAGGAAAUGAAGAGGAAGUGAACCAGCAGUCUGAUCAGCAGCAGCAGCAGCAGCAGCAGCAACCAAUGAUGAUGUAUCCAGACCCUUGGUGGAAAAACAACUCCUUUGGUGGUGGUGGUGGUGUCCUUCCUCAAGAGACACCUCCAUCGAAUUCUAAUGGUGAAUCAGAAUCAAACGAUGUUCAUUCACCAUCUGAAGACGGUGGUGAUGGCCCCUGUAAGGAUUCACAAGCUGCUACUUCUUCGUCCCCUUUAGAUAACCAUGGAGUUGAAGGGAAUGAUCCAACGCAUGAUCAGCAAAUUGUUCAACCACCAGAGCUUGUUGGACACUACAUUGCAUGUGUGCCAAAUCCAUAUCAGGAUGCAUAUUAUGGAGGAAUGAUGGGAGCAUAUGGCCAUCAACCAUUGCAGGGGUUUCGUCCAUAUCUUGGAAUGCCUCGUGAAAGAACAGCUCUGCCGCUUGACAUGACACAAGAACCUGUUUAUGUGAAUGCAAAACAGUACGAGGGAAUUCUAAGGCGGAGGAAAGCACGUGCCAAGGCUGAGCUUGAAAGGAAAGUCAUCAACAGAAAGCCGUAUCUUCAUGAGUCGAGACACAAGCAUGCGAUGAGAAGGGCAAGGGCUAGUGGAGGCCGGUUUGCCAAGAAAACCGAAGCAGAAGCAGAAGCAGCAGAGGAUGCAGCUGAAGCAGCAGCAGCGGGGAGAGAAAGAGAAAGAGAAAGGUGCUCAGCAACCAACUCAUCAGGCUCUGAACAACCAGUUGAGACAGAUUCUUUAGGUGCACCUUAAUCAGCCAAAGCUCUGAGAAAAGAGAGAGACACGCUUUGGCUAUAUAUAUAUAUAUCUCCACUGCGCCCCACACUGGCAAAUCAUUCUUGGCUUUUGGGUUUUGCGUUUGCUUUAGUUCUUGUGAAAGUCCCAUAUUGUGUUGUUUUGCAGUUACUAUGUACAAAGAGAGCCGAGUUCUUCUUUUAGGUGUUAGUUUUGGACACAGGAGACAGGGGAAUAGUCAGAACUCACUACUCAGUAGGUCUUGUUUUAUUCUUCUUUUAACUUUUGGAAAAUACGUAUGUUUAAUCAUUUGCUUCUCUGAGGAGAAAGUGUUGCAGAGGUU